This is a messenger RNA of Sus scrofa (pig), 5923 nucleotides long. Lineage: Eukaryota; Metazoa; Chordata; Mammalia; Artiodactyla; Suidae. The record is from RefSeq and is a predicted model, not a curated record.
CUGUGGCUGUGCUGCAGGCUGGCAGCUACAACUCCCAUUUAACCCCUAGCCUGGGAACUUGCAUAUGCCACAGAUGCAGCUCUAAAAAAAAAGCAGAAAAAAAAUCAUGCUGUAGUUGAAAUACUACUUCUUUCAUAUAUUGACACCAUUAUGUAGUGUUAUUUUGAUACCUGUAUUAUUUGCUAACAAUGCAGCUUUCAUGAGAAAGCAUAUAUGACAAAUGUAAAUUUCAUUUAUAUCAAUAGGCUUGUCUCUUGUGAAUUCUGUUUUAAACUACCAACUUGGAAACACAUUUUUGUUUUUCUUAUUGUUCUUCAGUGGGUAUGUAGUUGCUUGCGACAAGACCACAAUUAAAUGUGGAUAAUUAUAAAGAAUCAGAACUAAAAAAAAAAUGACAGAAAGCAAGUGCACACAGAUAAAAACACACUGUGCAGAACGUAAAGGCCAAGGAAUUGUUAUUAAAUCUUCAAAUUUGUCUUUGAUUUUCCUAACAGCUGAACUAACAAGGGAGACUAGAAUUAAACAGUUCAAAUUUGAUAUUUAAUGGGAGGAAAUGUCUGACUCUAGUUUUGCAUAAGGUCACCUAUAGAAUUGAUCUCUCUCUCUCUGUAUAUAUAGGUAAGUAAAAGAACAAUUGUCCAACUCUAAAUCAAACUUCAGAACAUUUUAAUUUGAUGUUAAUCAAGAAUAAAAUGUCAUUUUCCACAUACCAUCACUUUCAGUAUGACUUAAAAUCUAAACGUUCCACAAAAAGCACUUCAGAAAUAUAUUUUGGGGGAUAACAACGUGAAACAUGCUAAAUUAUUUUUUUCUCGAAGUAAAAUUCUGUGGUGUUGGAUGUAGUGUAAAUACUCACGAUUUCAGGCACAAGGUGUCGCUCUUUACUUGGAGGAAAUAGUUCUUCAAGGGUUGGUCUGAACAGCCAGGAACUUCCCUGUUUAAAGUCUCCAUCAUGCCGGAUGCUACGCUUAAAGGAUCCUUUCAAACUUCUGAAAAAUUCAGCAAGAUUUUUAACCUGGAACUGGAGUCUAUGGUAUUGUAGGUGUAAAGAAUCUUAUUUUGGAAGUCAUUGUAUGCGAUGUUCGCGACUCAAGGAAGGGGAUUGGACCCUGGGCGUCUGCUUCUCUCCUUUCUGCUCCUCGCAGCCUGGGAGGCCGGGAGCGGCCAGGUCCGCUACUCGGUCCCGGAGGAGGCCAAACACGGCACCUUCGUGGGCCGCAUCGCCCAGGACCUGGGGCUGGAGCUGGCCGAGCUGGUGCCGCGCCUGUUCCGGAUGGCGUCCAAAGGGCGCGGGGACCUUCUGGAGGUAAACCUGCAGAAUGGCAUUUUGUUUGUGAAUUCUCGGAUCGACCGGGAGGAGCUGUGCGGGCGGAGCCUGGAGUGCAGCAUCCACCUGGAGGUGGUCGUGGAGCGGCCGCUGCAGGUGUUCCACGUGGAGGUGGAGGUGAAGGACAUUAACGAUAAUCCGCCUGUGUUUUCUCUCAGGGAACAAAAGCUGCUGAUUUCUGAAUCUAAGCAACCAGACUCGCAUUUUCCUCUAGAGGGCGCUUCUGAUGCGGAUAUAGGAGAGAAUGCUCAAUUAACCUACAGGCUAAGUCAAAAUGAGUACUUUUCUUUAGAAUUACCAACGAAUAGUAAGCAGAUUAAACGACUCUCACUUAUAUUAAAGAAAUCUCUGGAUAGAGAGAAAACCCCAGAACUGAAUAUGCUACUGACGGCUGCAGACGGAGGGAAACCAGAGCUCACUGGCACCGUUCAGCUCUCGGUCCGAGUCUUGGAUACUAACGACAACGAUCCAGAGUUUGAACAAUCAGAGUACAAGGUGAGACUGAUGGAAAAUGCUGCUAAAGACACUCUUGUGAUAAGGUUAAACGCCACAGACCGAGAUGAAGGAGUCAAUGGGGAGGUAACAUACUCCUUGACGUCAGUUAAACCCAACGGAAGACGGUUAUUUACCCUAGACGAAAAUGACGGAGAAGUGAGGGUCAAUGGGACUUUAGAUUAUGAAGAAAACAAGUUUUAUGAAAUCCAAGUACAAGCUACAGAUAAGGGGAAUCCCCCAAUGGCAGGUCACUGUACAGUCUUGAUCGAAAUCUUAGAUGCCAAUGAUAAUGCCCCUGAGGUCACUGUGACCUCUCUCUCUCUACCAGUACCAGAGGACACUCAGCCAAGCACAGUCAUCGCGCUAAUCAGUGUAUCCGAUCGCGACUCUGGUGUCAAUGGGCAAGUGACCUGCUCGCUGAUGCCCCACAGCCCCUUCAAGCUGGUGUCCACCUUCAGGAAUUACUAUUCACUGGUGCUGGACGGCACCUUGGACCGCGAGAGCGUGGCGAGCUAUGAGCUGGUGGUGACCGCGCGGGACGGCGGCUCGCCUUCGCUGUGGGCCACGGCCCGCGUGUCGGUGGAGGUGGGCGACGUGAACGACAACGCGCCGGUGUUCGCGCAGCCCGAGUACACGGUGUUCGUGAAGGAGAACAACGCGCCCGGCUGCCACAUCUUCACGGUGUCGGCGCGCGACGCGGACGCGCAGGAGAACGCGCGGGUGGCCUACUCGCUGGUGGAGCGGCGGGUGGGCGAGCGCGCGCUGUCGAGCUACGUGUCGGUGCACGCGGAGAGCGGCCAGGUGUUCGCGCUGCAGCCGCUGGACCGCGAGGAGCUGGAGCUGCUGCAGUUCCGGGUGAGCGCGCGCGACGCGGGCGCGCCGCCGCUGGGCAGCAACGUGACGCUGCAGGUGUUCGUGCUGGACGAGAACGACAACGCGCCCGCGCUGCUGCCGCCGCCGCCGCCGUCGCCCUGGCCGCCGCACGGGUGGGCCGGGGGCGCGGGCGGCGGGGCGGGCGUGGUGAGCAGGGUGGCGCGGUGGGUGGGCGCGGGCCAGGUGGUGGCGAAGGUGCGCGCGGUGGACGCGGACUCGGGCUACAACGCGUGGCUGUCGUACGAGCUGCAGGAGGAGGCGGCGGCGCCGGGGGGCGCGCGGAGCGCGUUCCGCGUGGGGCUGUACACGGGCGAGAUCAGCACGACGCGCGCCCUGGACGAGGCGGACGCGGCGCGCCAGCGCCUGCUGGUGCUGGUGAAGGACCACGGCGAGCCGGCGCUGACGGCCACGGCCACCGUGCUGCUGUGGCUGGAGGAGGGCGGCGCGGCGCCCAAGGCGUCUUCGCGGCUGGUGGUGGGCCCCGCGGCGGCGGCGGCGGAGGCGGCGCUGGUGGACGUGCACGUGUACCUGGUGGUGGCGAUCUGCGCGGUGUCGAGCCUGCUGGUGCUGACGCUGCUGGUGUACACGGCGCUGCGGUGCUCGGCGCCGCGCGGCGAGGGCGCGUGCGUGCCCGGGCCGGCCCGGCUGGUGUGCUCGAGCGCGGUGGGCAGCUGGGCUUCGUCUCCGCGGCGGCGGCGGCAGCGGCAGCAGGUGUGCUCUGGGGAGGGGCCGCCCAAGGCCGACCUCAUGGCCUUCAGCCCCAGCCUGCCUCCAGGGGUGGAUAAAGAAGUUGGAGAGGAAAGGCGUGCAGGAUCAAAUCACCCUGGGCAGAGAUCUCAUUAUCUGCAAUGGUCUUUUCCUGGCGAGGGGGCUUCGAAUCUCGGCGACUGCUACUUUCGCUUCUGCUCCUCUCAGCCUGGGAGGCAGGGAGCGGCCAGGUCCGCUACUUGGUCCCGGAGGAGGCCCACACGGCACCUUCGUGGGCCGCAUCGCCCAGGACCUGGGGCUGGAGCUGGCGAGCUGGUGCCGCGCCUGUUCCGGAUGGCGUCCAAAGGCGGCGGGGACCUUCUGGAGGUAAAUCUGCAGAAUGGCAUUUUGUUUGUGAAUUCUCGGAUCGACCGGGAGGAGCUGUGCGGGCGGAGCCUGGAGUGCAGCAUCCACCUGGAGGUGAUCGUGGAGCGGCCGCUGCAGGUGUUCCAUGUAGAGGUGGAGGUGAAGGAUAUUAACGACAACCCGCCGGUGUUCAGAGAAAGAGAACAAAAGGUACUUAUUUCUGAAUCUGCUCCUCUGGACUCUCGUUUUCCUCUAGAGGGCGCUUCUGAUGCGGAUAUUGGCUUAAACUCUCUUCUGACCUAUAGGUUAAGUCUCAAUGAAUAUUUUACUCUCAAAGUAGUAACCAAAACCGAUAAAAGUAUAUUGCCUGAACUCAUUCUUCGGAAGUCUUUGGAUAGAGAGGAAAUGCCAGAACUUACCAUUUUGCUGACCGCUCUGGAUGGCGGUAAACCCGAGCUAACAGGAUCUGUUCAGAUUCAAAUCACAAUCCUGGAUGUCAAUGACAACGCUCCUGAGUUUGAUAAACCUAGCUAUAAAGUAGUGCUGUUUGAAAAUGUCCCAAAUGACACCAGAGUGAUUCAACUAAACGCUUCUGAUCUAGACGAAGGACCAAAUAGAGAAAUCUCCUAUGGAAUCAGAAUGAUUUUGCCAGUGAGUGAAAAACGUAUGUUUUCAAUAAAUUCAGAAACAGGUGAAAUUAGAAUUUACGGGAAAUUGGAUUUUGAAGAGAAUAACGAGUAUGAAAUUCAGGUUAACGCUGUUGAUAAAGGGAUUCCUUCCAUGGCAGGUCACUGCACAGUCUUGGUAGAAGUUCUCGACUUGAAUGACAAUACCCCCGAGGUAAUGGUCACUUCGCUGUCGCUCCCAGUGCGAGAGGAUGCUCAGAUGGGCACUGUCAUUGCCUUGAUCAGCGUGUCCGACCGCGACUCGGGUGCCAACGGGCAGGUGACCUGCUCGCUGAUGCCCCACAGCCCCUUCAAGCUGGUGUCCACUUUCAAGAAUUACUAUUCCCUGGUGCUGGACGGCACCUUGGACCGCGAGAGCGUGGCGAGCUACGAGCUGGUGGUGAGCGCGCGGGACGGCGGCUCGCCUUCGCUGUGGGCCACGGCCCGCGUGUCGGUGGAGGUGGGCGACGUGAACGACAACGCGCCGGUGUUCGCGCAGCCCGAGUACACGGUGUUCGUGAAGGAGAACAACGCGCCCGGCUGCCACAUCUUCACGGUGUCGGCGCGCGACGCGGACGCGCAGGAGAACGCGCGGGUGGCCUACUCGCUGGUGGAGCGGCGGGUGGGCGAGCGCGCGCUGUCGAGCUACGUGUCGGUGCACGCGGAGAGCGGCCAGGUGUUCGCGCUGCAGCCGCUGGACCGCGAGGAGCUGGAGCUGCUGCAGUUCCGGGUGUUCGUGCUGGACGAGAACGACAACGCGCCCGCGCUGCUGCCGCCGCCGCCGCCGCCGUCGCCCUGGCCGCCGCACGGGUGGGCCGGGGGCGCGGGCGGCGGGGCGGGCGUGGUGAGGCAGCGGGUGGCGCGGUGGGUGGGCGCGGGCCAGGUGGUGGCGAAGGUGCGCGCGGUGGACGCGGACUCGGGCUACAACGCGUGGCUGUCGUACGAGCUGCAGGAGGAGGCGGCGGCGCCGGGGGGCGCGCGGAGCGCGUUCCGCGUGGGGCUGUACACGGGCGAGAUCAGCACGACGCGCGCCCUGGACGAGGCGGACGCGGCGCGCCAGCGCCUGCUGGUGCUGGUGAAGGACCACGGCGGCGCGGCGCCCAAGGCGUCUUCGCGGCUGGUGGUGGGCCCCGCGGCGGCGGCGGAGGCGGCGCUGGUGGACGUGCACGUGUACCUGGUGGUGGCGAUCUGCGCGGUGUCGAGCCUGCUGGUGCUGACGCUGCUGGUGUACACGGCGCUGCGGUGCUCGGCGCCGCGCGGCGAGGGCGCGUGCGUGCCCGGGCCGGCCCGGCUGGUGUGCUCGAGCGCGGUGGGCAGCUGGGCUUCGUCUCCGCGGCGGCGGCGGCAGCGGGUGUGCUCUGGGGAGGGCCCGCCCAAGGCCGACCUCAUGGCCUUCAGCCCCAGCCUGCCUCCGUGUCCACUACCAGAUGGGGAAGUUGGGAACAGUCUACUGGAGGCGACACUUCUAGCAAGAUGGCCGUGUAAUAAACUUCAGAGGCAGUUGAGGUAA